Messenger RNA from Durotheca rogersii, 1920 nucleotides. Its product is annotated as carbohydrate esterase family 9 protein. The record is from RefSeq and is a predicted model, not a curated record. Gene Ontology annotation, biological process: N-acetylglucosamine catabolic process. Gene Ontology annotation, molecular function: N-acetylglucosamine-6-phosphate deacetylase activity. NCBI's taxonomy places the organism in Eukaryota, Fungi, Ascomycota, Sordariomycetes, Xylariales, Xylariaceae. The transcript has 3 exons. The coding region runs from base 233 to 1546 and encodes 437 amino acids.
CCACACAAGGCCCGAUCUCACUUGUGACCAGGCCUACCAGUGACACUCGUCCUGGCUUCUCUAGCUAGCCAGGCGGGAGGCUCCAGGCUCCCGGGGGCUCCAACAUUCCGAAUAGAUCCCGUCAUCGGGACUAUCGGUGUCUGCUAGCCGCGUUCGUGCAUCCGUGAUAUAAUGAUAAAUACAUUCAUCUAUACGGCUUUCUCUAUACCGUUCCCGGCCGCAGCUAUUCACUAUGCCUCACUCUCUACCGUCGUCGCCCAAGUCGACGCCUAAAGAUGGCAAAAACGGCAUCACCAAGUUUACCAAUUGUCGUAUCCUGAAAGGCGACUCGUUGGUCGACGAGGAUCUCUGGGUGAACUCUGUCACCGGGAAGGUCAUCAAAAGUCAAGCGGCAUUUUACGAUGACUUCAUCCUCCCGGACGAAGUUAUCAACCUAGGCGGCCGUAUUCUGUCGCCGGGCUUCAUCGAGUGCCAGCUCAACGGGGCCUUCGGGUUCAACUUCUCGACCUUUCUUGAGCCUGCCGUGUAUGCCAAGAAGGUCAAGGAGUUGAACAGACGGAUGGUCCAGACGGGCGUCACGUCCUAUGUGCCCACGAUUACGAGCCAGAAGAGCGAACUCUACCAGAGGGUUUUACCGCACCUGGCCCCGUCCGGACACGUACAGGUGGCGGAGGAUGGUGCCGAAUCUCUCGGUGCACAUUGCGAAGGCCCGUUCCUGAGCUCAACCAAGAAUGGCAUUCACAGCGUAGAUGUAUUGCAGAAGGCCGAGUCCUUCGAGGACUUAGUGGCCUGCUACGGCGCGGAAAACUUCGACUCUGGGGAUGAAUUUAGCCCGAUGCCGAUCAAGAUGAUCACUGCCGCUCCAGAAAUCGGCAACAUGACAAAAAUCAUACCGGAAAUCACGAGCCGAGGUAUAAUCUACUCGAUCGGACACUCGGAGGCAACAUACGAGGAAGCGUCGGCAGCCGUUAGGGCCGGCGCGACGAUGAUCACUCACCUCUUCAACGCCAUGCGACCGCUGCACCACCGAAACCCCGGUAUCUUCGGCGUUCUUGGCCUGGCAGAAAGCUUGCCCCGUCCCUACUUCGGCAUCAUCGCUGACGGAGAGCACCUGCAUCCCACGACGGUUAAGAUUGCCUUCAACGCUCACCCAGACGGCUUCAUCCUUGUCACCGACUCGAUGCAUCUGGUCGGUCUGCCCGACGGCGUCUACCAGUGGACCAACGGCGCCGGCGCGAGUCACAUCAUAAAGAAAGGGACCAAGUUGAUCCUGGAAGGAUCCGACCGGAUUGCCGGAAGCUCGAUAACCCUCGUCGAAUGCGUGUCGAACUUCCUCAGCUGGUCGGGCGCGAGCGUACCGCAGGCCCUGAAGGCGGUCACGUCGACGCCGGCGGCGAUGCUGGGGCUCCAGGGCGUCAAGGGCUGCCUUAGCGACGGCGCCGACGCCGACCUGGUCGUGCUGACGGAGAAGCGCAACCCGGAGGGCGUCGAGCUCGUCGUCGACGAGGUGUGGAAGUUCGGAACCAAGGUCUUCAGCCGCUCCUGACGAGACGCAAGAAGAGAAAGGAGGUGGGCGGACGAAGAUGGUUGCGCUGCGCUGGGGCCCACCUCCUCGGCCGGGGUUAGCUGCCCUACAUAUACCGCUUGAGCACUCUGCACCGAAAAUGAAGAGAGGUGCCGAAUAGAGAAAGGCGGCGAAAAGGAUGGUUAUUUUUUCUUCUCUGCGUUGGAUCUCUUGUUCGCGAUAUACCUCUCACUACCUACAUAGAAUGACACGAUUAAGGAAACCAGAAUUCCUUUCAUAUGAUACCACACAUCUAGAAGAUGGCCACGAAGGCUGGCGGCGCAUCUCGUGUCAGCGCCGAGAAAUGGAGGCCAUGGGGGCCAUUAUUUAAUAGAUAUAGAAUACGGCGAAUACGC